Messenger RNA from Cydia pomonella (codling moth), 14134 nucleotides. Its product is annotated as serine/threonine-protein kinase CG17528. The record is from RefSeq and is a predicted model, not a curated record. Gene Ontology annotation, molecular function: ATP binding; protein kinase activity. Gene Ontology annotation, biological process: intracellular signal transduction; protein phosphorylation. Lineage: Eukaryota; Metazoa; Arthropoda; Insecta; Lepidoptera; Tortricidae. The transcript is spliced from 14 exons. Bases 376 to 2229 code for a protein of 617 amino acids.
AAAAAGUGAUAAUAUUCAAUUAUUUACAUUUUAUAAAAAAACUAAAUUAAUUUCACUUUUUUUUUGAGAAUGACAAUUCUAUUGGCUGUAUGUCUAGUGCCUGUGUUGAAAUCGCGGAUAUUCAACGACUACAGUCAUCACGAAUGUCUAGUACACUACUAUCUAUAUAGCUAAUGAACCAACCGUUGGCAUAGAAUAGGUACCUAAUAGUGCCUACUUAGCUUUACGCUGCUUUUCGUGUGAUUCAUAAAUUAAUCGAAGCCAUAGCCGCUAAUUAAUUAUUUCUUCUAGUUUGUCUAUCCAUGUGACGUUAUCAAAAGUUAUUUUAUUCGAAGCCACAUACAGUAGGUUUGCUGAUUGUUGGAGGAAAAAAGGAUGGAGAAUUUGAGCGGUAGCGGAAGUCAAUCGAGUUCCGUUAGUGAGCUCGAAAAAGAUUUUAAUGAUAUAUUGCAAAACAGAAAAGACCGCCGUAGUAUAGUUCUUCGAACGUCAGCUUCUCGAAAAGCAAAACGAGUAAGGUUUUUUCGGAACGGUGACAAGUUCUACUCAGGAGUAAUAAUUCCGGUCUUGCCUGAAAGAUACAGGUCUUUUGAUAGUUUAAUAGCAGAUUUGACAAGAGUAUUAGUGGACAAUGUGACGUUGCCUAGUGGUGUCCGGACAAUAUAUGCUUUAGAUGGUAAAAAAAUAGGAAAACUUGAUGACCUUGAAGAUGGCCAGUCCUAUGUGUGCAGCGGAUUCGGAGAACCAUUCAAACGAUUGGACUAUGAAGCCAGCGCUGUGACUCCACAGUCGUUUAGAUUAAGUGGACCCGAAUUACCUAGUGACUCUCCAAGUGUAAAAGCUACCAACAGAUAUUCCCGAUGUAUCCAGGCAAACGGUUCGCUAAAUGUCAGCAACGGGACCGCGCGGGUCAGUCCAGUUCCUUCGGAAACCGUGAUUCGAUCACGUAUCGUAACCAUCAUAAGGAACGGAGUGAAGCCACGCAAGGUAUGCAGACUGUUGCUGAAUAAGCGCAACAGCCCGACACUAGAGCAGGCGCUGGCCUCCAUCACAGACUGCGUGAAACUGGACACUGGGUGCGUUCGGAAAGUCUUCACGCAGUCCGGAACUCCCGUCACCGCAUUGCACCAGUUUUUUCAAGGCGAAGACGUAUUUUUUGCAUACGGAAAUGAAAGGGUAAAUCAGGAAGACUUUGAACUUGAAUUUGAAGAAAGUAAAGCUGUGCUACAAUGCAGAAAGACGCCCAUUACCAGAACCACAAGGAAAGGGCCGUCACCGGGCAUGCCAAAGAAGGCCGGCGGGGCGAGCCGCAAGUCAGAGACGGGCGAAACGACCGACGAUGCGACCAAGUCCAUCGACCUGUCACUUAUGCCGCAGCCUCUAAGGCUCAAGUACAACAUUGGGGAUAUCAUAGGCGAAGGCAAUUUCGCGGUGGUGCGCAUUUGCAAUAACAAAACAACUGGCCAAAAUUAUGCUCUGAAAGUAAUAGACAAGCUAAAAUGCAAGGGCAAAGAGCAUUAUGUAGCAGCAGAGGUCCGAGUGAUGCGAAAGCUGUGUCACCCCCGUAUCGUCACGCUGUAUGACGAGUUCCACACGCCGGAAUGGCUUUUCCUCGUACUGGAGUUGGUUAGCGGUGGGGACUUAUUUGACAACAUCACCGCCUCCGGUGUGUUCUCGGAAGCGCAGGCCCGCUUGCUGAUCAGCCACCUAACAUCCGCCAUAGCGUACAUACAUUCACUCUCCAUCGUACAUCGCGACAUAAAACCUGAAAAUCUAUUGGUGGAGAUCGCCCCUGACGGCAGCAUACGAGGUCUAAAGCUUGCUGACUUCGGUCUAGCCGUGGAAGUCAUGGGGCCACUGCGCGCCAUCUGCGGUACACCUACAUAUGUCGCGCCUGAGAUCCUCUUGCAAACUGGCUACGGCUUAAAGAUCGACGUCUGGGCGGCGGGUGUGAUCCUAUACAUCCUGCUGAGCGGCUUCCCUCCGUUCUCGUCUCCCAACGGCGACCAGGAGCGGCUGUUCGACGCGAUCCUGUCUGGGCGGCUGGAGUUCCCGGCGCUGCCGUGGGAGCACGUGUCGGCCGGCGCCAUCGACCUCGUGGCCAACAUGCUGCGCCCGCAGCCCGAGCUGCGCUUCGCGGCUGAGGACGUGCUCGACCACGCGUGGAUGUCGGAGGACUACGACGGGAACUGCGACUCGGGGCUGUGGCAGGACGGGGACUCGUCAUAGCGCGCCGCCGGCGCCGCGCCGCGCUCGCGCGCCCCUCGCUCGCUCUAGUGCAGUCCCGGGCUUCGAGCCUCAUGGCGAUCAUAUCGUUAAUAUCAAACGGCAAAAAUCAUACCGCCUUGUACUAUUCAACUUGACAAUGCAACUGACAGACAUUUACUAAGUAGAGCAGACACCACAACAUAUAUUUUGUGGCAUUGCUAAGCACAUUUUUCUUAUAUAUACGUAGCUCUCCGUUGCUCCCUUACACAUUUAUAUUGCUGUCGCAUACGACCAUCUUUAUGGACGGGUUGUACAUUUACCAAGUAACAAAGACAGCAAGACGUCUCAGCAGUGUACAAAAUUCUGCGACUUCCCUUUACUCACCAACACGUAGAACUAAACUUUUCGCAUUGUAAUGAGUUUAACGAGGGCGUUUUCAUUUAAUCAUGUACCCUUAAGUCGUCACAAUACAUCAAUGAUAUAAGACGGAUGUUUAAGUAUAAGUUACAAUGAAAAUGUCCACGAAUGUAAUCAGUUAACUUUGCCAUUCAUAGCACAAAACUGUGAUAGUAAAUGGUCAGUAUGUGACGGCCAGGGCAGUCAUGUCACGUGUCACAUCCUAAAUUAUUGGUUGUACGUGACUUCAGUAAAUACCUCGUGAAUCCUUGCAAUUAAUAAACAAUGUGAUACGAGCUCCCUAUAAACUUUUACCCCCUUACUUAUAAACGUCUACUAAAGUUACGAUGCCGCUAAUAAUCGUUUUUCUCUUUCCAUCAUACCAAUACGUCGGAAAGGGACAAACGAUUAUUAGCGGCAUCGUAACUUUAGUAAACGUUUAUGAAUAAGGGGGUUAAAGUUUUUCAUAUUUGUUUGCUGGUGUUGAUAUUAACUGGCGGACUAUUUUUGACACAGCUUGGUGGUAUUAAAAGAAAUCGCAUAUUUGUGACAAAUGUGAAUCCUUAUUAUCCUAAUUUACUGUUUACUUUGUAAACUUUGCCAUGUUUGAUAUUUACCGUAUAUCGUCGAGGGCCCGUUUAGACUAGCCCCGCGUAUAUUAUAAGCGCUGUAUGCAAGGCAAUAUUAGGCAUUUAUGGAACUGACACGUUUCGGUAGGUACCUAUAAAAUUUUUAGAUACAUAUUUACAUUUAUGAAAACAUGAAUUUUGCCAAAAGGUUCCAGAAAGGUUCCAAUCUUCGCGGGAUAUUAACGCAUAUCGAUGCUGAAAGCAUUUGCAAGUUGGGUCUUGCUCUACUGAUUACUCUGUAGAUUUUACUGUUAAUUUCUGCGAAGAAAAGUUCCGCUAUUUUUUGUUAGAACUUAUAGGAAUACAAAUGCAUUUUUGUCGUUCCACUAAUAAAACUAGCGGGGACAGACUUUAAGCAACAGCUGCCCGGGCUUCGCUUAUACAGCCUUCAUAACCGCCGCGGAGCCCUAUAGGCUGUAAGAUAAUAAUUCAUAACACCAAUACCAAAGUUACUUCUAAUAUAAUAUCAAUAUCAAUUUUUAACGUUGAAAGUUGGUAUGAAAAUAAAGUUUUCUGGACGUUUUAUACAUGGGUAAAUAAAUUAUAAAAGAUAUGUAACUGAUAUUGAUGUGAUAUAUGAUCAGAAAUUUAUGAAGUCCUCAAAUAAUUUUGUAAUUUUUUAAUUUGAUAAGGCAUUGGGACAAACGGAUUUAUACAGUCGGCUCGUGAUUGUACACCAUACAUCCUUAACGUUUGACGAGGGCUUAGUAUUCAAGAGCCCCGUGUCCUUAAUAAAUUGACACGAACAAUGUCGACGAACAUAUCAGGUCUCUACAAGAUACAUUAUGUUUAUUUAUCGACUGUUGAAGUCUAAAUAUGUUUUCCCCACACCAACUGGUAAAGGCCCUCUUGAUUGUUCAAAAACUAAUGAGAAAGUUGCGUUAUACCCACAUGCGGGGGAAAGUAAUCGGAUGCAAAUUUUGAGUUGUUUCCUUAGGUUAGCUGGUAGAAUUGACUUAAAUGAUGAUUCAAAAUUCAAAAAUUUAUUCUGCAAGUAGGCCUCAAGGGCUCUUUUACAAGUCAAUACAACAUUUUAUAGUAACAUCAUAUAGUGACAUGAAAAAUACAUAACAACAUUUAUUUUGGAUUUUGGAUGAUAAAUAUUUAAUUACGUUCAUUUGGAUUUCUUUUGGUUUGUUUUUUUCUGGUAUUUCAUAGUUAUUAUUUUCCUCGCGUUGGUGUGGUGAAAAAUGUUGUGUUCCACUAGGAGGCAAAGUUUGUUUAACCCUCGUGCCUUGAAACCCUCGCAACGCUCAAGAUUCCACUUCUCGAACCACUCGCUACGCUCGUGGUUCAAUUUUGGAAUCUUUCGCAUGCUCGGGUAUCAAUAUUAGCACGAGCGGUUAAACAACAACUUUGCCCCCUUGUAAAACAAUAGUUAUUUGUUUUUUUUUUCACCCCACCAACACAGGCAAACUACUAAUUAUGAAAUACCAAAAAAAUCAAAUCCAAAUGAACGUAAUAAAAAAAUAAUUAUACAAAAUCAUCAUUUUAAAGUCAAUUCUACUAGCUAAAUUAGGAAACAACUCAAAAUUUGCAUCUGAUUACUUUGCCCUACAUGUGGAUAAAAUACAACUUUCUCAUUCGUUUUUGAACAAUCAAGAGGGCCUUUACCAGUUAGUGUGGUGAAAAUAACUAUUAUAUGCAUAUCAUUUUUUUUUCAAACAUGUGUACAUCCUUGGACAUACUCUUUAAAAAGAUAAUAUGACCAGAAAGUAUACCUGACCUUCUUAACUCGAAGAAAAAGUAUCCGUAAAAUUAAGAUGCAUAUUGUAGUACAACACGCUAUAUUUGCGUCUUUCAGUAUGGUGCUAAGUUUUGACAUAAUAUUUGAAUUAUAUCCCGUAUCGCCUCUUGGUAUCGAGAUUUCACUACGAGAAAUACAAAAUUUCCAUAAAUUGUUAUGAUAGCGAAAUGCAGAGCCUUAUAGCUAAGGCCUACAUUUCCGGAAAUGUAGACAUGCGUCCAUACUUCUUCGAACCAGUUCCUAGCCAUGUCAUUCUAUGACGGUGAUAGUAAUAACAUGGCCAAGCACCUUGGGCAGAAACAAACCUGGCAAGUAAUGAAACUUAUGCAUAUAGAUAGUCCAGGACCUAGCCUUAAUGUGAGCACGCGUUUUAGUCGAAUUAUGUAAUAUUAUUGGUGGAUGUUAGCAUAUAUCCGUCUAUGUCAGAAAAUUAGAGGGGCUUUGUUUGUGUAUUAGCGCCUACUUUAUUCGCCAGAGGUGCUUUAACAUGUAAAAGUGGUUGAACCAUAUUUGGAUAAGGCCUUGCUCAGUGGGUUUAAAGUACUUUGCUUUCGUAAUCAUUUCAAGAUAACAAUGCCAAAAAGCUUACGUCAAUGUUGUCACUCCAAUGUAAUUAAAUGUAAUACGUAAAAUGAAAUGAACUAUGAAUUACUGUACUAGUUUAUAGUGACGAAAAACGGCGUGACGAACAAAGGAAAUACACAUGUGGCGUUAAAACCCCUAAUAUAAAAAUAUACUGUAUGCUAAAAUUAUAUUUAAACAAAUAUAACCAAAUGAAGGCUAGAAAGCACGUGGAUGAGUGAAUGGUAAUUCAUGAAUAAAAGUCUGAUAACAUUUGGUAGCAUUUAACGUAUGACUGGGCUGGUUUAUAUUUAUUAAUGACAUGCGCAAUCUUUAUUGUCGUUUUAGAUAAUUAUUAAUUAAUGUAUUUAUCACACCGGAUGCGUCCUGCAGUCUAUGGUAACGGUGAAACGGAAUGAACUGGUUUUCAUUAUUGGAAUUUACAGACAGUUGAAACUGUACAGUACGUUAAAUACAACAUAUAAAAAUUUAAAUAACAAGUAUUACUUACAAAGAGUUAAAACUGUAUGAACUUCAUUCCACAAAUAUUACAGUGAUCCGACAGCUUUUCAAUCUUUUCCUUGUGUUUGUUAAUUUAUUUUUAUAUGAAAUAAAAGAAAUGGUAUAGAUUAUUAAAAAAAAAAAAUUCAAUUAAAAACUGUCUUGUAUUAUUAGGAAUGUGCUGAAGUUUAAUAGGAAAAUAUUGGCCACUGUUGGAUCGCUGUAUUGUCUGUAUUCGUUUUCUGGUGUUGUAUGAUUGAUACCAUUUCAGUUUAAACAAAUGAAAAAUAUAUACCUAGAUUUAUAUAAAAUUUAAUAUAAAUAAUAUUUAUGAAACAAUGAUUUAUUUUAUGAAAUUAGUCUAUUUGAUUUAUUUCUUUAUAGUGUGCAUAAAAUAUAAUAAUUAAGAGUGUAGCUUGCUGAAUAAAUAGUUUGCUUCGGAAGUAAGGUAGCUUAUAUUAGGUGAUAGGGGAUCACUGCAGUGGCAGUCCGGCGCAAACGACAUGGAAGAGUCGAGAGCAUCUCGCACAGAAGUGUGUGCCAAAUUUAGUCCACUCAUCAUUCAUUAGAUCCAAUCACUCACAAAGAUGACACUCGAAUAAUCGAAAUCUGGUGAAAGAUUCAUAUAGUAUAGUGUGACAAAGGCUUUUUAAAAUGAGACUUGGAAGAAGUGUUAAUUACCAGUGAAAGUAUAAGUAUUAAAUAUGAUUUUGUAUUAGGCAAAUAAAAAUCAUUGUAUUGACCUGCGUUGCGAUAUAAUUAUGGAUUAUGGUAUUGAAUGUUUUUUGUUUUUAUUUUAUUUCUAAUAUUAAUGUUCAAUUAUCAAUUAGUUACGAUAUGAAUUUAUUAUACGAAAUGUCCUGUUGACGUUGAAUAUUAUGACAUGACUUUUAAAGAAUUUUUAGCACUACGCACUAAAACUUAUUAUAUUAUUUUAGAACCAGUUAAACUAGCAAUGCGUGCGUAGAGAGAAAACUUAAAUUCUUUAUAACAGUCUUCAAAAUAAAAAGCCAUUCCCAAACGUUUUAGACUUAACAUUAUUUUGCAUUAGUAAGAACUAUCCCACACGGCGACUUUUUGCAGCGAUACAGAUUAUUAUGAGAUCUAUAAGAAUGUCAUCAACUAACACAGUGCAAAAGUUGAUUGACGCCCAAGUAAAGAAAAGCAGGAAAGGUGUGAAAUUGCAACUAGGUACGCUACUGCACUGCUGUACGCUACAAAAAAAUCGUGCAAUGCUCUAAAGGAUAAUAGUUGAGGCAAACAAAUACGACUACAAUUUGGGAUCAUGCUUGGUUGCCUUGCUUUUCUCCGUUAUUUCUUAUGUACCACUUAUGUUAAAAAAUAUAGGUAGUACCUACCAAUGCAACUUAGUUUUUGUUAAAGAUAUGUUAUGCAUGCGCUAAAAUACCAAGUUGAAACUGUUAAGAUACACUGCUACUACAUACUUAUGCAAAAAAUUAAAUCAUAUUUCUAAUUUUUUUUUUCUUGUCCUUUUCAACCCUAUAAGUCGAGGCCGACUGCAGUUGUUGCGAGAAUAGAUAUAUCUGUGUUGAACUCUAACACGAAUUACUAAGAAUAUACUUCGUUAGCUUCUUCUGGUAUCUCAGUGGUUUUAAAGAAAACUCUCGGCUUUUAAACAUCUUCAGUUUAAAUUAUUGGCCAAGUCUGCGUAUCGGGUCACACAUAUGUAAGCAUCACAAUAGUUAAUAUCCUGUAUGUGGCCUUAUACUGAUAAUAACGUGUAGUAUGCACCGGGCUUUAUACUUUUUGGUUGUUGUGUUUAUGGUCAUUUUAGUUUUAUAUAGAGAACUGUCAGAUUUUGGCGGAAUGCCGUCGACCGAUAUUAUGUACGAUUUGAUCUUAGUUAAUACGGUGUAUCGAUGUAAUAAAAGAAAUAUUAACUGGAUGCAGUGGUUUGUAUGAUAAACCCCAUUUACUGAGCUUUAAAUCAAUGGACUUCUACAUCUCAGAAAGCGGGAUUAUGAAUUCAAAUGCCCACAUAGAUAUUGGAUGCACUUAAUUUAUUUUCACUUGUAUAGAGGUGCAUAAAAAUGUAAGUUGCUUGGUCUUUUAAAUGUUUGUUUCAUAGUCGAAACAGUUGAGUUGAUAGUAUAUAAAUGAUACAAGAUUUCAUUAGCUUGUUUGUUUUGCUCGCUAAAGAGAACGAUUGACAGUUCGUUUCGUUUGCAUAAAUCAAAAGUUUUGUUUUAAAUUUUCAAUGUACUGUACAUAGUUACAUACAUUUGCUAUGGUAUUGACCUAUUUAUUAACCCGUGUUCUUGUCAUUGUUUGUUUUCGGUUUUGUGAGAUGAGACGGAAUACAAUGAGAGUAGAUCUCGAAAAUGCAAGCGCAAGCAAUCAACCAUCAACUUUCUGGUGAGACAAGAGCCAUACUUAAGAGCCUGUGACAUGGUUAUGAAGGAAGGCAACGCGGUAAGGAUGGCAUUGUGCAGUGCAAGUGCUCAGUGAAUCUAGUUAUUAACACUGAGUUGUAUAAUGACAUUCUGUAAGUUGAAUGUUGACUAUUACUAUUUUUGGAUGGACUAAUGGCAAUGAAAGGUUUUUUUAAUCAUGCAUGAGUAUAUAAUACUUAUAUAUGUUAAGAGAUAACAAAAAAAAGGUAUUGGAUUGGUAUCCUAGAGGUUUUUGCUAUGAUGGAAUGAUGGUAUAACUAAGAUGAGAGGAAGAACUUAAUCUGUCAGCGGGCUAGAAUUGUAGGACAGUGGCCCAUGAUAGUUUUAAAGAAAAAGAGCUAAAGGAGGCCUUUAGCAAGCAGCACACUCAUUAAAAUAUACUUCUAUCUACUUUGGUCUCAAUAGAAUCUUAAUAAAAAUCAUUUAAAUCAUUUUGGAUAAAAUACACAAAUGAAUUCGUUUAUGAUUUGAUAACAAACAAAUUAUUUAUUUAUAAAAGUUAUUUAGGUUUUAGGUACUCAUAUGGGAAAAUUCAAAAGAAAAAAGUUAAUUGAAGAUAUUGAAUGAUAUAGGUAUAAGCAUUGACUUGCCUAGUAUUGCUAAGUAUAUUGAAAAUUAUUUAUCUGGAAAUUUAAAGAGAGGCAAAUAGAAACAAAACUGAAUGAAUGGAAUCACACACACUAUAUGAUUUUUAAAUAUGAAAUGAUACUGAUAGUUUCAUGUCUUUUUCAUAAUAUUGUUUUAAAUGUAGCAUUACAAUAAUCUAAUUUUGUAUAUGAGAAAUAUUUACAUAGGUACUUAUACAAUUUAAAGAUGAAAAUAAAUGUGCUGAAUUUUUGGAAAUUUUAGAUAUCAUUUGAUGUAUGGAAAUUUUGCAUAUUGGACUAUAGGGAUAUUAUUCCAGACUUGACAUCUUCACUGCGGUAGGUGGUUGAAAGACCUCAUACAAAGUAUGGUUAAUUACGAGUUACACUUAAUGCUGCAGCGAAGGUAUUAACCCUCACACCUCACAUACAAACCAAGGAAGUUAAAUUAAUAUCAUUAAUGAUAUUAAGUACCAUUUUAUAUUGUAAAACAGACUUGCACCAAUUUACUGCUGUCAUGUUCCUCUACGGUGCCAAAAUAUAAAUUACAAUUUCAAAGCAUCAUUAUUAUCAUUCAGGGAAUAUGAUGUUGAUGUCUCGGGCCCGUUUUGGUUUUUGACAUUUCACAUCAUGCAAGUCUUUUUAUUUAGAAUUCUUGUAGCUCUAUUAAUACUAUAUAUAAUACUUAAUACCUUUACAUAGUUGAGAAGCAGUAUUUAUCUAUGUUUGUGUGUUUUUUAUGCAUUUUAGUAAGUGCAAAUAGCAUAGUGCAAAUUCUGCCUAUAAAAGCAUUAGUUAAACAGGAUUGAGUGAACAGAUUACUUUUCUGUGCUGUCAACACACAUGGUCAUAUUGUUGAAAAUAUUAGUGUUGUCAAAGAUUUCAAAAGUAAAGAUAUGCCCAUUCAUAUAACCGAACAUUCUCAUUUGGUGUGCCUAGUUCGAUUGCUACAAUGCACAUUGAUGGUUGAUGAGUUUGCAUCAGUCGCAUAGUUACUUUGGAGUGCACGCUUGGCUCGCAUUCACUGACACCGCUGUGCUGGCACCAUACUGGGUGCCCGUAAGUCCCAUCUUUAUGAAGAAAUUUAUAAGUCAAUGAAUGUUGUAUUAUUUUUCUUAAAUUUACUAGGUAUGAAAAUUUAAAUAAUGCAGCUGUACAAUCCAAUAACAAAUCACGAAUGAAAUCAUGAAUUGUUGCUAUGAAAUACAAUUUAUUAGUGACUUAUAGUUUCAUUUGCUUUAAGGGUGAAUCUGAAAUAAUUAUUGUAUGACAGGUUCAGGUUAAUAAACUUAACAGUUAGUGCUAUUCAAUCAUUAAAUUUCAGGUUACUAAAAAGUAGGUAAAGGUGUAAGUAAUGGACACGACCAGAAAGUGUCUUACAAAGGUAAAAGCAGUUUACUUAGUUAUAUAAAAAUAUUGUAAAGUUUAAGAAAAUCAAUUUAUAUAAAAUUAAUAUGCUAACAAAAUCAGUGUUCCUUUGAAAAGACAAGACUUACAGGAUUGUCAUUGAAAAUUGACUUAAAAUGUAAAAUUGAUGAAUAUAACAGGUAACACUAAUUAUUUACUAAGACAUUUUAGUAUGGUUUUGUGAAGAACUGUGUGAUUGACCUAAACAAAGGAUAUACACACCAGAGUGAGUUAUAUGAAUGAAGUUAAAAGUAGAUAACAUUUUAAUUUAAUGAAGCCUUAUAAAGUAAUUCAUAAAUUUUUGUAUCAUAAAAAUUUAGCUUGAUAAAGACACACAUGAUUUUGUGACAGAAGGUACAGUGAUGACAAGAAAUAAGUGGGUGAUAUUAAAAAUAUUUAGGCAAAACAACCGUGUUUAAUAAACACAAAAUUAGUGAUUGCAUUUUCGCCAUGAAGUGUGUUGUCAUCACUAGUAUAGGCAAUAACCGGAUGUAACAACGAACAAAAAAAAACACGUUUUAAAUGUAAUUAUUUUCGGUGUUGAUGAAUUGAUUGAAUAUUUAUGUCAUUUUAUUUAAUUAAUGUUGUGACAUCUGAUUACGAUUUCAGCACCUAUGAGUAAAUCAGGUACCUAAGGAAAAUCUUAGGCAACAGAGUUCCGAUAACGAUGAUGAUGUAUAUGACUGAACAUGUCGUCUACAGUGACGGUGUCAGCGACGGUGUUUGCCUCGAUGUCUAUAACGGUCAAUAACUGACCAAAUCAAUGAUGAUAACGGAGCUGGGUGAUUUCGAUGACAAUGUCGGCGAUAAUGCUUGACUGAACGAUGAUGAUCGAUUUUGAUGACGAUAUAGAAUAUAGAUGAUGAUUAGGUAUAUUAUAGUAACGAUUGAUGAUGUUGAAGAUGAUAAUGACUGAAUGAUGAUGAUCGACUUUGAUGACGAUAUAGAAUAUAGAUGAUGAUUAGGUAUAUUAUAGUAACGACUGAUGAUGUUGAUAAUGAUCGACUGUGUCGAUAAUUAUGGCUUAUAAAAUGUUCAUUGUUAAUGAUGACUGUGACUAAAACGAUCUUUGCUACUGCCAAUAAUUAUAACAUUUUUAUUUGUUUUAUGUUUCAACGCUGCACGCUGGUAACCUGGCUGGACGAAUGAAGUUGAUGAUAAGCGAGGGUCUCGCAGCAAGAGCUGACUAAAGCAAAGAAGGUUAAGCUAUUACAUGGUGCUGUCAGCAGUGGGGCAGGGUCCAAGCUGCCGAUGGCCAGGGCCGCUGAGUGAGAAACCGGCGUACUAUACACGCCGUGUCCAGGAUAUAGCAAUCUGCAUCUGACCAGCGAGAGUCUCUGAGUGUUGGGUUGGUUGGGUUGGUCAGUUUGGCAGACUGUCUAGUACAGGCCGUAAUGGCAGACUGUCUAGAGCAGGCCAUGACUGUUUAUUAUGUUAGUUUAUACUUUGGCUGACUAUCUAGAGCAGGCCCUGAUGGCAGACUGUCUAGAGGCCAUAAGUAGGUAUAUAUGCUGUUAAGGUACUUGUAAUAUGAGAUACUUGUAAUUUGUUUGAAUUGAUAUUUGCGGUUAGUUGUAUUUUAUAAUUGUUGAUGUGUUUUUUUUAAAUUGUAUGCAAAUUCCAUGUUGACGUGUAAAAGUGCCCUUGUGGCCUAUUUGCUGAAUAAAUGUUGAAAUUGAAGAAGUUGGCCUUGUUGCCUGAUUCAUUAUAUUCGUUUAUACUUUGACAAACUGCCCAGGGUAGGCCUUGAAGGCAGACUGUCUAGAACAGGCUAUGAUAGCAGCCUGACUUCUAGAGCAGGCCGUGAUGGCAGACUGUCUAGACUAAUCUAGUCUGAAGCAGGCCAUAACAAAUUAAAUCAGUACAAUGAUUAGGUGUGAGGUUUGGCAGACUGUCUAGAACAGGCUAUGAUAGCAGCCUGUCUUCUAGAGCAGGCCGUGAUGGCAGACUGUCUAGACGAAUCUAGUCUAGAGCAGGCCAUAACAAAUUAAAUCAUUACAAUGAUUAGGUGUGAGGUUUGGCAGACUGUCUAGAACAGGCUAUGAUAGCAGCCUGUCUUCUAGAGCAGGCCGUUGUGGCAGACUGUCUAGACUAAUCUAGUCUAGAGCAGGCCCUAACAAAUUAAAUCAUUAAAAUGAUUAGGUGUGAGUUUUGGCAGACUGUCUAGAACAGGCUUUGAUAGCAGCUUGUCUUUUAGAGCAGGCCGUGAUGGCAGACUGUCUAGACCAGUCAAGUCUAGAGCAGGCUAUAACAAUUUAUACUUUGGAAUGAUGUCUAGAACAGGCCUUGAAGGCAGACUGUGAUUGUUUAUGAUGUGUUAUAUUUUGUUAAAAUUCCUAGAGCAGGCCUUGAGGGCAGACUGUGAUUUUUGAUGUUGAUUUAUACUUUGCCAAACUGUUUAGAGCAGGCCUUGAGGGCAGACUGUGAUUGUUUGUGGUUAUGUAUUAUAUUUUGCCAAACUGUUUAGAGCAGGCCUUAAGGGCAGACUGUGAUUGCUUCUGAUCAUGUUAUAUACUUUUUCAAACUGUUUAGAGCAGGCCUUGAGGCAGACUGUGAUUGUUUAUGAUCAUGUAUUUAUACUUUGCCAGACUGUUUAGAGCAGGCCUUGAGUGCAGACUGUGAUUGUUUAUGAUCAUGUAUUAUACUUUGUCCAACUGUUUAGAGCAGGUCUUGAGUGCAGACUGUGAUUGUUUAUGAUCAUGUAUUAUACUUUGCCCAACUGUUUAGAGCAGGCCUUGAGUGCAGACUGUGAUUGUUUACGAUCAUGUAUUAUACUUUGCUAAAUUGUUUAGAUCAGGCCUUGAGUGCAGACUGUGAUUGUUUAUGAUCAUGUAUUAUACUUUGCCAAAUUGUUUAGAUCAGGCCUUGAGUGCAGACUGUGAUUGUUUAUGAUCAUGUAUUAUACUUUGCCAAAUUGUUUAGAUCAGGCCUUGAGUGCAGACUGUGAUUGUUUAUGAUCAUGUAUUAUACUUUGCCAAAUUGUUUAGAUCAGGCCUUGAGUGCAGACUGUGAUUGUUUAUGAUCAUGUAUUAUACUUUGCCAAAUUGUUUAGAUCAGGCCUUGAGGGCAGACUGUGAUCGUUGAGGUUGGUUUAUACUUUGGCAGACUGCCUAGACCAGACCAUGAUUGUAAGUUAGUUCAUAUAUUGAAAGACUAUCUAAAGAAGGCUGUUAAUGCUACCAGGUGUUGGUUGUAUUCAAUGACUGUUUACAUGAUCUCAGAUUCAAGCAUGUUAAGCGUUAAGAUUUAUUUCUCAAUAAGGCUAAAGGUUAUUAUUGGCUAUGAUUGAUUCAUGUGAGCCCAUACUGUGCAUAAGAAGUGUACUGUGUAGAACUUUACAAAUACUGUUGUUGUGAAUGUUUAUCUUUGAUAUCGAUAAAAGUGUUACGAUAUAUUGCUGUUGUUAUUAAUGUUUAUAAUUACUUUUAGUGAGAGGGCUCACUUUUAAAAAAAAGGAUGGCCGAAGCUGUAAGCAUCACAAUAGUUAAUAUCCUGUAUGUGGCCUUAUACUGAUAAUAACGUGUAGUAUGCACCGGGCUUUAUACUUUUUGGUUGUUGUGUUUAUGGUCAUUUUAGUUUUAUAUAGAGAACUGUCAGAUUUUGGCGGAAUGCCGUCGACCGAUAUUAUGUACGAUUUGAUCUUAGUUAAUACGGUGUAUCGAUGUAAUAAAAGAAAUAUUAACUGGA